Molecule: messenger RNA, 2578 nt
Organism: Tachysurus fulvidraco (yellow catfish)
Lineage: Eukaryota; Metazoa; Chordata; Actinopteri; Siluriformes; Bagridae
Gene: aktip
Product: akt interacting protein
Exons: 10
Coding region: 239-1120 (293 amino acids)
Source: RefSeq, a predicted model, not a curated record
UUCUUCUCUCGGGUGUGUUGACCAAUCGGAGGAAAGUAGGGCUGCUGGUUACCGGUCAGCCAGGAAACAGCUCAAAUAUCUAUAAAAGUGCUUUAAAAAUGUCUGGAGUUUAGGAUGGUGACAGCUUUGGUUUAUCUUAUUUAAUCGGAGAUAAACUACAUUUGGUGAACAGUUGCUGGAUGUGAGUGAAUCUUGUAUGAGAAGCAUAGCAGCACAACCCCUGUGCUCUCAAUGAGUAAUGAGUACAUUCUGGAACAUGUCGAUGAACGCCGGCCGCAAGAGAUCUGAGAGCGAGGAGCAGGGUGGUCCAGGCGACCAGAAAGCUAGUCCGGCUCGUCCUUCCUUCGGGAAGAAGCAGCUUCCCUCCAUACCCAAGAACGUAGUUCCAGUCACUAAAGCGUCAUCGCCAGCUUCAGCGGCGCAGGCUACCAACGGCACCCACGCCUCCUACGGACCAUUUUACCUGGAGUAUUCCCUACUUGCAGAAUUUACGCUGGUAAUAAAGCAGAAACUGCCGGGCAUCUACGUUCAGCCCUCUUACAGAUCAGCCCUGAUGUGGUUCGGUGUCAUUUUCAUCCGCCACGGAUUGUACCAGGAUGGCGUUUUUAAAUUCACGGUGUAUAUUCCUGAUAACUAUCCCGACGGAGAAUGUCCUAAAGUGGUGUUUGAUAUCCCGGUGUUUCACCCGCUGGUGGACCCUGUUUCUGGAGAACUGGAUGUCCGGAGAGCAUUUACCAAAUGGAGACGGAACCAUAACCACAUCUGGCAGGUGCUAAUGUACGCACGGACAAUCUUUUACAAGAUUAACACUAUGGAACCUCUCAACCCUGAGGCUGCUGUACUAUACGACAAGGAUAUUCAGCUCUUCAAAAACAAAGUGGUCGACAGCGUGAAACUAUGCAACAGCCAUCUUUUCGACCAGCCCAGAAUGGACGAUCCUUAUGCAAUAAGCUUCUCUCCAUGGAACCCGUCUGUGCACGAAGAGGCAAAAGAGAAGAUGUUCACACACAAAAGACGACCCGAAGACCAGCCGAAAGGGCUCCAAGUUUCAGGACUGUCGUGGGUGAAACCCGGGUCCACGCUGCCCUUCAGUAAAGAGGAGUAUCCGCUCCAGACCUGACUCUGAAUCUGCAGCACCAGAGGUGGUGGGGAUGGUGGUGGUGUUGGUGGUAUUGAAAGUGGCAGUGGUGCAGCAAGACUCCAUCCGAUGCCACUUGGACUCACCAUGGCUGCCUACGUCUAGAAAUCUCAAAGCAGUUCCAUGAACUAUAUAUACAUAUAUAUAUAUUUUUUUUGGCUCAGCUCUAAAACAAUUGCAUAUAGAUCUCCUCUUGCUGAACAAGCUUAAGAUAUUUUUAAACCAGGCUUGAGGUUUGUGGUAUAGACGUGAACGGAAUUUAGUCACCACCCCCAAGGUAAGAACGCAGUCAGAUUGCUUGUUCUGUAGAACUCAUUAUCAAACAUUAUGCACCACCCUUUUUUUUUCCCUUCACUUUUUGUUUAUUUACCUUUUUUUUUGGUUUGUUUCCAAGUGCAACAGACCACCUCACUAUUUUGUGUGAGAAGAUUUUAAUGGUUCUUGGUAGUAAAUUCACAAAGAACGUUCAGUAGGUGGUUAAGAUGUGCAGCUUAUGAUCUGAUUAAAUGUAAAGGAAAAAAAAUCCAAGCUUUUUGCCUACUAAUUAAUGGGCUAGGCUGUAAUUGGAGGAGUGCGCAUUAUUUUACUAAAUUGACCAACAAUAUAAUUUACACACAAGUAAUCUUUGGGCAGGUUUAGAUUUAAUCCAGACUUCUUGAUGAGGAAAAGCCAGCUAGAAUUCGAUAAACUGGUAGAACAGAAAGCUUGGAUUUUUCUAACCUAUAGUUUGACUAAAUGUUGAUUUAGAUUUCUUUUUAUUUAUAUAUAUAUAUAUAUAUAUUUCCCCCUUCCUCUCACCUUUUUAAGCAGGUAUAUUGGACAUCACUACACUUUGUUUGUUUGUUUUAUUGAGAUCAGUUUUUCUUUUUCAGCCCAUUUUUGUGUAAUGAACUAUACUGUGUUUAAAUAGUUUUAAUAUAUAAUGCGGAGCCAGAGGAAUUCCUUUUUAAUUAUGACAAUAACUUAAGCCUCAUUUCUUUCCAUACUGUAUAGCAAACGUCUGUCUGUUAAUAAAUGGACGACGGGCAGAGUUUGAUAUGUAAAUAGUGAUGUUUGUUUGUGCAAAUCGAAAGGCCACUCUUUCAUAGAAAGGGGGGGAAAACCACCUUUUUAUAACCUAGCGGUUUAUUUAUAUAAUUAUUAAACAGAUAAAGCCUUGUUGGUUUUUUUUUGUUUGUUUGUUUUUGUUAUGCUAUUCAUAUUUCUUCACUUAUCCACUUUUUGAUAUGAAGGCGUGGCUGUGUGAGCAAUGUGAGGUUUUAAGACACAAGCAAAUAAAUUGAAUAUUUCAGUUUCACGUCAUGUAUGAGAUGAAGUUCUGCCAGCACCUCAUGAGAAAGUCAAGUGUAUAACCAAAAACUGUGAGAUAAACUGAACCGACUCUUAUUCAAUCAGUUUUGCAUACAUGUAAAGGUUGCAGUAAAUGAUAUCUCCUUUGUA